Molecule: messenger RNA, 1753 nt
Organism: Saccostrea echinata
Lineage: Eukaryota; Metazoa; Mollusca; Bivalvia; Ostreida; Ostreidae
Product: leucine-rich repeat and death domain-containing protein 1-like
Exons: 2
Coding region: 567-1415 (282 amino acids)
Molecular function (GO): protein binding
Source: RefSeq, a predicted model, not a curated record
GAACAGACCAAGCAAGGUAUUUUUUGACAGUCGCAGUUUAGGAAACCUUUUAGUUCAUGAAUGCCAAACAUGUGCUUUUAUUUGCGAAAGAUCAACAUAUAAAUGUGGAAUUAAGGAGAAAUGUAUACUCAAAAAUUGUGAGCGUCUUUGUUCCUUACAAUGAUAAAUUCGACAUAAUCGGGGGCGCAAUUUCAAUUGUAAUUAAAAUCGAUCAGCCAGGAUAUUUUUGUAUCUAGUACCUUUUUUCUUUCACUUCACCUGCCACUUGCACUGUUGGAUUACAGCACGUGAAAAAUUACAGGUACCUGUAUCUGAAAUAUAGACUACAAGCUCAAGAGAUUUUUUUCUACUGCUAAUCAUACUGUCGGAUCUUUAAAAAAGGAUUUUAAAGAUCGCGGCCUUGACGAAAAUUGGAUACAGUUAAGUAUUUAAGGCAGGGAUAAGAAUGUCAUUUACUUCAACAGUGACGUAACUGUUUGUUUGUCCGGAAAUUACCCUUUUUGAACUUUAAUAAAAGCUUCCUAUUAAUCGCCAACAUUUGCAAUCUCUGAUUGAGAAUCAGUGCGAUGGCAUAUUACUUAUACACCCCUCGUACUACUUCGGACGUAAAAUCAUUCAGACUUCGAAUUGAGACAGAAGAUCCACUCUUUAAAGGAAAGAAAAAGCUGAAACUGACCGGACGGGAAUUGGGUGAUAUUCCGAAUGUAAUUUUUCAACUUCAUGAGCUGGAAAUUCUUGAUCUAAGCCCAGAGAGGCAAUCGUGUCUUAAUUUCAAAGUUUUGGCGGUCCCUCGAGGGAUCUCAAAGCUGACCAAUCUUAAUGUUCUGAUCUUGGACACCAACGAAUUGACGGAACUUCCGGAGGAGGUAUGUCAGUUGGUGAACCUUGAAAGUAUGGCUCUCAGUAACAAUAUGUUGGACCAUCUUCCGGCAGGAUUUGACAACUUAAAGAAUUUAAGAAGUCUUCAUAUGGCGAAUAACAAGUUCGUAGAUUUUCCCUUGGAUUUAUGUCAGCUGGAAAAUUUGGAAUUUUUAGACAUGAGUGAUAACAAACUCUCCAUGCUUCCUGUGAGUAUUUCAAAUUUGAAAAACCUCCAUACUUUGUUAUUGUUUUUGAACAAUUUGUCUGUUCUCCCUGACAGUAUCUGUGACAUGACAGAACUCUACUGUCUAUGGAUAGGGAAUAAUAAUGUAAGUCGUCUGCCACAGAACUUUGGAAAUCUGAAAAACCUGGACUGGGAUGAGAGAUACACAUCAUCGGUAUUGGACGGGAAUCCCCUAACAUACCCCCCUCUGGAAAUUUGUCGGCAGGGUAUCAGGGCAAUUGACAAAUUUCUGAGAUCAACAGACCUUAAUGGUGUUCGGAAACUGGUCACCAAUGCCACGUGGGAAAAGUCCGAAGAAGAAUCCGAUUAACUAUAGAGCGCUGCACCCACUUUAUCCAUAUAUACGCAAGUCUGCCAUUAAUCUGAGCAGUUUAUCUUUUCUCACAAUUCUCCGUGCCGCGCCACGGAUUAUCGAAGUUGUUAACACUUUCAAUUAUUUGCCAUGCAUAGAUUGUAUCAAUUUUUAAUCAAUAGCUGUAUUUUCUUUAUGACAAUCACUGUUUACAUAUCAUCAAACGAUUUUUAUAAUGUCUGUUACAUAUUUCUAUCUUUUAUAUACUUUAUAUAUUCUUGUCAGAACUUUCUUUGUUCCUUUAAUAUUUUUUUUUCGUGCAUUAAAAAGAUUAGUUUGCCUGGUUAUUUUACAUA